Molecule: messenger RNA, 13986 nt
Organism: Mus musculus (house mouse)
Lineage: Eukaryota; Metazoa; Chordata; Mammalia; Rodentia; Muridae
Gene: Gmeb1
Product: glucocorticoid modulatory element binding protein 1
Exons: 9
Coding region: 9489-11177 (562 amino acids)
Biological process (GO): negative regulation of apoptotic process
Cellular component (GO): nucleus; nucleoplasm; cytoplasm
Molecular function (GO): Hsp27 protein binding; RNA polymerase II cis-regulatory region sequence-specific DNA binding; protein-macromolecule adaptor activity
Source: RefSeq, a predicted model, not a curated record
AGCGGACGUCGCGGCGCCGCGGGGGGGGUGGGGGGACGCUGCCGCUGGGUCCGCCCGAGCCGCCGGGCCGCCCCCAGCGUGGCCGGCCGGGCCUAGGCUCCGGGUCCUACGAACCCCGUACUGGGCGGGGGUUGGGGGGGUGGGGAAGGCUCGGCGCCCCCGGACCGAGGGGCCCGGAAGUCCUCGCGGAGGGGCCAGGGGAAUCCCUCCCCACCCCAAAAAUACGGGGUUUGGGAGCUUGGGCCUUGCGCGGAGGAGCUGGGUCAGGCCUGGGUCGGGCCGGGUCGGGGGAGAGGGCGGCGUGCUGGGGUGGGGGUGGGGUGCAGGGAAUAGGGUCAAGCCUUCGCCCGAGGGGAGAGGCCUGGGCCACCAGACCUGGAGAGGAGGAGGAGGAGGAGGAGGAGGAGGAAGGUCCUUUGGAGGGCUUAGGAGAGGAGGCAGCGUCCUUCCCAAGAUGAAGGGCAGUAAGAAGGAGAAGGGUCCCCGUGAGGGCUUCAGAGUGGAGGGCCUCCGGUGGCUAGGUGGAGAGUAGGGUGGUUUCCUGCGUCAGGAGACGAGGGAAGCCUAAGGUUAUGGGGUUAGUGAGAAGGUACUUGCUGGGAAGAGGGUACCCCUUGCUUUCAGAAAUGACAGGGAAUUGGCCAGGUGUCCUCGGUUUGAGAGGCAAGAGAAAUGUGGGCAGAAUCUUACCCGAGGGUCUUGACCUGGCUGUCCAAGGAGCAAGGAAACCCUGAGCUCUCAAAAUGCGACCUGUUACUGACUCUAGGAGAACCAGGAAGUAGGGGUUUUCUCCACAUCUGUACACUCUUGCCAUCUGCCCAGCCCCCUUUCCUUGGCUAGUAUUAUGGAACGUUUUCAUAAGAGCUUGGGCCUAACGCUUCUAAUUUUUCAACCAUAUAAUAACUUGUUUUUCUUUUAUACUUAAGUUCAUUGAGUAGGUGUAUUUGAGCUUUGUUGGGUUAGUUUGGGCCCUGUUUUGAUUUCUUACACUCUUAGAGGGGUGACUUUUAAAAACGUAUUCCUUGAUUCCUUCAAACACCUAUAUAGGAGUCUCCAUCCAAUCUGUGAUUUAUAUAGAACUUCACUUCCUCUGGAUACUUCCUGCAGAGUGAAAUGACCUUGGGUUCAUUAUAUCUGAGUUCACUUUGGCUGAACAACCAAGUGCAUACGGUGGACUUAGUGAGUUUUGUGCUUAAGUAAUAAAGUUGCAAAUUGGAGACUUGUUGUUGGUUUUGGCUAUUUAUUUGAGACUGGGUUUCUCUGUGUGGCUCUGGCUGUUUUGGAACUGGCCUCCAAUUGUUUAGGUAUUUGAGACAGGGUAUCUCUGUAGUCCUUACUGGCCUUGCACUCAAGAGAUUUACCUGCCUCUGCCUUACGAGCGCUGGGAUUAAGGGCAUAUGCCAUCAUUGCCUGGCUUUUGUUUGUUUCUUUUUGAGAUAAAGUCUCCUUUUAGUUUGGCUGGUGUCAAACUCAAAAGAGAUUUCACCUGCCUCUGCCUCCAAAAUAUGCCAGGCUGCUCUGUAUGUUAGUUAUUUGACACCGGGGCUCACUAUGUAGCCCUGGCUGGCUUUGAACUUAUGGUAGUCUUGCCUCAGAUGCCCAGGUUCGUGCUUGUAGAUGGGAGAUGAUCAUACCAAGCACGUGCUUGCUUUUCUUUUCUUUUCUUUCUUUUUAUUUUCUUGGCAUCUUUCUCUGUAGCUCUGGUUUGACUGGCACUUGCCGUGUAGACCAGACCGACUUUACACUUGCAUAUCUUUCUGCUUCUGCCUCUCCUGGGCUAAGAUUUUAAAUUUAGAUUUAUUACCUGGCACGGUGGCACACGCUGUUCUUCCUGUCCUCACUCACUUGUAAAGCAGCAGCAGGCAGAUAUCCUAGUCUGAGGCCAACUACAUUGCAUGUUCCAGCCUGUGUCUCAAAACAACAGCAAAAAUGUAUAUGUUCCUGUCACUGUCUGUGUGUGUAUAUUGGUGUGUCUGCCUGCCUGCCUGCCUUGCUGGUAUACUUGUGGAGGUCAGAGGACAACACAGGAUUUGAGUCUCUCCUUCCACUGCCUGUGUCCUUCAGAUCAAACUCAGGUUUUUAUGCUCCAUAACAAUAGCCUGUCUUUACCUUCUGAGCCAUCUUGCAGGCAGGCACCCAUCUCCUUUUUUUGUUUUUGUUUUUAUUUUAAACAAAGGUUUUGUAUAGUCUCAGCCUUCUUAUGUAACUGAAGAUGACCUUGAAUCCCUAACACUUCUGCUUCUACCCCCAGAGUGCUGCUAUGCCUUGUUCCUGCUCACUUUAAAUAUUCUUAAGUUUAUAAUGCUAUAUGCAUAAUGUUGGGAGGGGUGCCUGUGCCAUGGUGUGCAGGUGGGUAGAGGCUGGAGGAUUUUAUGGAGUUGGUUCUCUCCGUUUAUCUUUACAUGAGGUUUAGAGUUAUAACUCAGGUAACCAGGCUUUUUUUUUUUCUUCCCUGAAAAUAAUUGCAGAGCAGCAGCCGGUUAGCACUUGUCUGUAAUCCCAGCUCUCUGUAGACUGAGCCAGGAGGAUUGAAAGUUCAAGCCCAGCCUGGACUACUUAGUGAGACUUUUCUCUCAAAUACCCAAGUAACUGAAUGUGGAGGUUUUUGCCUUCAUUCCCGAGCUUGGUAGAAGCUGGAGGCUCAAUAGCACGAGGUCACCCACAGCUACAUAGAGAGUUUGAGACCAGCCCAAAACUAAGCAAGGACUAAAAAGCAAACUACAGAGAAAACUGUUUUGCUGUAGGUUGACCCCAUGGCUCAUGCCAAGCCUCGGCCCUGAGCUGUACUACCCCUGCAAUGCUUCUUUCUACAUCCUUGACUAAAUUUUAUUAAAAUUAUGUCAUGGUUUUGUACGUUCUCAUAGAAUUACAGAGCUCACAGCGGUGCCAUCUCAUGAGGGAUAUUGCAAGGCCUCCUCUGUGAGGUACCCAUGGGAUCAGCUCGCUCAUCUCACCUCUGGAGUUUGUGUUGCUAUACACAAGGGGCAGGCAGGUUUGUGUUUAUAUAUCUUAGAGCAGUCUGUGCUGGUCUGGAGGUGCUCACUGGAAGUGGGAUACUUAAGAUGAUGACAUUGAACCUAGACUUCAUUUUACUAAGAAUUACCAGUUGUCUUGUUGGAGUGGACUCUUCUCUGUCACUAAAAACAUGUUCCAGAUGACUCUUAGGCUCGACUGUUAGAAGUGGGUUCCAGGUAUGGAAGGAAUAAAGUACAAAUUCUGCAGAGAGGGUUAACAACUUAGCCACCCUCCUUCUUCAAGAUGGCCACAGGAACUCAGUCUUUCUGGGAAGAAGGUUGAAAUUAGAAGCACCAUUCUAAGAACCAUAGUUCUUCUGUGACCCAGUAACUUAUCUGAGCUAUUUAUUGAAAAAAUAAAGUUCGUGGUGGGCAGUGGUGGCGCAUGCAUGCCUUUAUUUCCAGCACUCAGGAGGCAGAGGCAGGUGAAUGUCUGAGUUGCCAACCAGCCUGAUCUACAGAGUGAGUCUCAUGAUAGCCAGAACUACACAGAGAAACCCUGUGUACCUGAAGACAGUCUUUGGCUCAACACAUAUAGUCCCAAUACUCAAAGGCAGUAGGAUUCUUAAACUUUGAGGCUAGCUUGGGCUGCAUAAUGAGUCCCAAGCCAGGAAACUAUUAUAUAACAAGACCUUGUCCCAUCCUCCUGUCUCCCUACAACCUCCCAGAAUUAAAACUCUGCUCCUUUUUUUGGUGGAAUAAAUCUUGACUUGGGAGUCAAAUUUGUACCUCAAAUGUUAUUUGUUUGUUUUGUUAAUAUUUACUUUCUUAUUUGGGCCUGGUGGCGCACAACUUGAAUCACAGUAUUGGGAGGCAGGGGUAGGUGGAUCUAUGUGAGUUCAAGGCCAGCCUGGUCUACAUAUUGGGUCCCAGGACAACAGCCAAGACUAUAUAGAAAAACCCUAUCUUGAAGAAAAAAUUACUUUCUUGUUUGAGGCCAACCUGAUUUAGUGAGUUUCAGACUAGUCAGAGCUAUAUAACAAGACCCUAUCAAAAAAAAAGGCAAGCCAGGCAGUGGUGGUGCGCACCUUUAAUCUACUUGGGAGGUAGAGGCAGGUGGAUUUCUGAGUUUGAGGCCAGCCUGGUCUACAGAGUGAGUUCCAGGACAGCCAAGGCAACACAGAGAAACCCUGUCUUGAAAAAAAAAAACAAAAAACAAAAAAACAAAGGCAAAAGGUUUAUUUUCUUUUUGUAUGUACAUGAAUAUUUUACCUAAAUGUAUGUAUGCGUGCCACAUUUGUGCCUAAAGAAGUCAGAAGAGGGUAUCAACCCCUCUGGGCCUGGAAUUAAGGUGAUUGUGAGCCCAUGUGGGUGUUGGGGAUCUAACCUGAGUCCUCUACAAGAUUAACAAGGCUCUUACCUGAUGCUACAUCUCUCCAGCCCCUACUUCAGACUUAGGAUGUUACUAUUUUAUACAAACCCUCAUACUGCAAAGCUGAGCGCAGUGGCACACAUCUAUAAUGCCAGCAUCUGGGAGCUGAGAGGACCAGGUCACGGUCAUCCUCAGUGACACAGUGGUUUUUCAAGGUCACCGCAAAAUUAGUAAACCUAUAGUUGGAUGACUCCGGAGGUUAGAGACCAGCCUGUCAGCAUGGCAGAAACAAGCUGUGGGGAAGACAGCCUGCACUUACAACUAAGCAGAAGAGCUUUCACCUCAAUCCUCAACAGCCCCCACCAACCCCUCACCCAAAGAGGUAGAAAAGCAUAAUGGGAAACCAGCACAAGCUCAAAGCCUGUGAAGGAAGUCACUGGAGGCCUUUGCACAGAAGUAAUGAUUCAGAGAUCUCUAAAGGUUAACAGAGACUAGCCUGAAGGAAGGGGAGGACAGGCCUUGAGGCAGAAAGCAAGGUUGAAGCUCAGUCCAGGAAAUGUGACCUGUUUGAAAGCUGAAAAACAGUGACAGGAGCUGAUAUGCCACCUUUGAGGAGGCUGAUUUGCAAGACUUUGUAGGCCACAGUGAAGUGCUUGAAUGUUCUUCUCACCGCAGCAGGAGUGCAUAUUAAGGCUUGGCCUUAGGAUCACUUUGGUUAUGUGGGGAAUGAAUUGGAGGAAUCCAAGACCAAAGGUUGGGAUAUAGAAAAAAAAAAGCUGGAAAACUCCAGGUGACAGUGUUGGUAGCACAGGUGGAGAAUGGGAGGAACACACACACACACUCACACACACACACACACACACCACACACCACACUACACACACACACACACACACACACACACACACACACACACACAGAGGAGAUUGGAUGGGGUUUUGUGGUUGAUUGGAUUUAGAAAGAGGAGGCAAAAAUAAUUCUUGAGCUCCCUUCUUUUGAAAACAGGUGGAGGCUAGCACCACUUAGGGAAACAGGAAAUCUAGGAGCAGGUUUAAGAGAAUAUGGUUCAGUUUGAUGUAGUAAAGGUCAAUAAAUACAAAGAUGUAGUAUCCGUUAAAACAAACCAACAAACAAACAAACUUGAAUGGAGUUAAAAAGCCAGAUAUGAAGGAAUUUGACCAGGUGACAUAUACAUGACAAGUGAAUUCACACUAUUUCUCGUCAAAGCUGAGAAGAAUUAUGGGGACACAGACUGUCUCAAUAGGACAGUGCCUAAGCACUGGGUCCAAUGAGGGCGGACAUUUGAGGCUAGCCUGAACUACAUAGCAAUACUUUGUCUUGAAAAACCAAGAUUAAGGGCUGGAGAGAUGGCUCAGUGGUUAAUAGCACUGACUGCUCUUCCAGAGGUCCUGAGUUCAAUUCCCAGCAACCGCAUGGUGGCUCACAACCAUCUGUAAUGGGAUCUGGUGUGUCUGAAGUCAGCUACAGUGUCCUUACAUAUAACAAAUAAAUCUUAAAAAAGAAAAGAAAAAAAAAAAGAAAAACCAAGAUUAAGCUGGGUGUUGCGGUGCAUACCUUUAAUUCUAGCACUUGGGAGGCAGAGGCAGGUAGAUCUUUUGAGUUCUGUUUUACAGAGUGACGUACAGGACAGCCAGGGCUACACAGAAAAAGUCUUUAAAAAAAAAAAAAGAAAAGGGGCUGGAGAGGUCCUGAGUUCAAAUCCCAGCAACCACAUGGUGGCUCACAACCAUCUGUAAUGGGGUCUGGCGCCCUCUUCUGGGGUUUCUGAAGAUAGUGACAGUGUACUUAAUAUAUAAUAAAUAAAUAAAUUUUAACAAGAAAGGACUGAAGGGCCUUAAUCCAAGUCCUCUGGAGGCAGAGACUAGCCUCGUUUAUAGAAUGAGUUCCAGGACAGCCAGGGCUAUGCAGAGAAACCCUGUCUUGAAAAACAAAAACAAACAAACAAAAGGAAAGCAACAAAGAGCUAUGGUUUAGCCGGGCGGGGUGGCGCACGCCUUUAAUCCCAGCACUCGGGGGCAGAGGCAGGCAGGUUUCUGAGUUUGAGGACAGCCUGGUCUACAAAGUGAGUUCCAGGACAGCUAGGGCUACACAGAGAAACCCUGUCUAGGAAAAACCACAAAAGAGGGGGGGAAAAAAAAAGCUACCGUGCAUGGCCCUGUGGUCAAGCACCAGAAGAAGCAGAACAAAUACCCAAGAAGGCACAGGCCAGCCAUGGCUGUCAGGGUCUGCACAGGAGAAGGCACAGGCCAGCUAUGGCUGUCAGGGUCUGCAUAGGAGAAGGCACAGGCCAGCUAUGGCUGUCAGGGUCUGCACAGGAGAAGGCACAGGCCAGCUAUGGCUGUCAGGGUCUGCACAGGAGAAGGCACAGGCUAGACAUGGCUGUCAGGGUCUGCACGGGAGAGGGCACAGGCCAGACAUGGCUGUCAGGGUCUGCACAGGAGAAGGCACAGGCCAGACAUGGCUGUCAGGGUCUGCACGGGAGAGGGCACAGGCCAGCUAUGGCUGUCAGGGUCUGCACAGGAGAAGGCACAGGCUAGACAUGGCUGUCAGGGUCUGCACGGGAGAGGGCACAGGCCAGCUAUGGCUGUCAGGGUCUGCACAGGUAACUGGGUAGUGUGGAAACAGCAGGAGAGAGUGACAGGCCACAUUUGGGGAGAAGUUCUGAAAAGAAAGUGCAGGGAUAAUGGCUUUGCUUUGUGCCUGGACUUAGAGAAUAGAAAGGUUAGAGUGCUAGAAACACAUUAGUGUGUGUUCAAAGUAUAGCAAGUGGCUGAUAGGGUUGGAGAUGAAUACUGUAGAUAAAACUGGAGUAUUCUGAGGCCAGACAGGUCCACUUUGAACGACAUGUUACGUGUGUGCAAACAAGGCUGGCAGAGCUGAGGGUGACUUGGGUCUCUGGCUACCAGUGACACAUGCCAGCUUGAAUCCAUGAUCACUAUGGCUGUCUCCUGCUGCUCUCACAUGCCCACCAAGACUGAGGUAGGACAUUCAGUGUAUUUUCUUGUACUCUAUACCAACUGCAGUUUCCCUUCUUCCCUCCCUCCCCCUCUUCCUCCUUUUUAAAAGACAGGCUGCCCUUCAAUUUAUGUAUCUCAGGCUGUAUUCAAAUGCGUCAUAAUCUUCCCUAUCAGUCUCCCAGGGUGACAGCACCUGGCGCUCUCUUUUCAAGUAUAGUGUAGAGGACUGCUCCUUAUCCUUGUCAGAGCACUUACCCACCAUGCACAAAGCUCUGAUCUGAGUUCCUAGCCCUGAAAAAAAAUCUUUUUUUUCCUGAGUUCUGAAGUCUAACAGCUGCAGGAUAUCCUGAGACCCUCUGAGUUUUCAUAAAGAUUAGGACAAUGGAGACAGCAAAAUGGCGCAGUAGGUAAAAGUGCUUGCCAUUGUUGCUGAAGGAGAGAACUCUGGAAGUUGUCCUAUGACCUCCAUGUGGGUGUCUCAGCACGUGCACAGACAUACAACUAUUUAAACAACACAAAAAGACUGGGUGGGUCAGUGCGUCAGCUCGAAGGAGCACAUGGGACUUGGUGGUGUCCUCAGUAGCUCUGCAAGGAGCUGUCAGACGGUGUCAUCUCCAUUCACUCUGAGCAACUGAUUUGUUUCUGUGACUCAUGUGGAGGUGCAAACCUUAGUCCCAGCAUUCCCAGUGGAAGCAGGCAGAUCGAGAGUUCAAGGCCAUCCUCAGCUACAGAGAAAGUUCCAAGUCAGCCUGGACUAUUUGAGACUCCGUCUCGAAAAAUAAGACAAAAGGAACAAAGUUCUUAAAGCCAAGUCUGGCGACUUAUACCCUGUAAUUUCAGCACAUUGCAGCAGAGGCAGAAGGAUUGCUUUGCGCUGGAGACUUGGUUUUGGACUAGAGAGCUCAGUGGUUAGAGCACUCUCUGCUCUCCCAGAGGGUUAGGUUUGACACCCUUACAGACAUUCAUGCAGGCAAAACAUCAAUGCACAGAAAAUACAAAUAAUUUUGUUUUUGGUUUGGUUUUUUUGAGACAGGGUUUCUCUGUAUAGCCCUGGCUGUCCUGGAACUCACUCUGUAGACCAGGCUGGCCUCGAACUCAGAAAUCCACCUGCCUCUGCCUCCCGAGUGCUGGGAUUAAAGGCAUGUGCCACCACCGCCUGGCAAAAAUAAAUUAUUUUUUAAAAAAGAAAGUUCUUGGCCACGUGGUGGCUCAUGCCUCUAAUGUGAGUUGUAGGAUCUCUGAGUUUGAGACCAGCCUUGUCUACAGUCUGAGUUAUAGAACAGCCAGGGCUACACAGAGAAACAGUGUCAAAGAAAGAGAGAUAGAAAGAGAGAGGUUUUUAAGACAGUGAAGUCAGCUGUUACAAACAGCUAUAUACCUGAAUUCAGAUAUUUACUGAGUGUUGAUUAAAGAUAGAGCACUAUAUGUAAUAUCACAUACUUGAUAUGAAAUGGCUACUUGCACUUAAAAUAGGUAUGAUUCCUACUUUCCAGGGGCCACUCUUUGGGAUGGAAGUAGUCUAUGCUGUAACUUGAUCCACAGAAAAAACAAGCCAGGUAUGCUGCAUGCUUGCAAUGCUGCACUUGGGAGGCAGAGGUGGAAGGAUCAGCAAAGUGGAGCCAGCCUGGAAUACUUCCUGAGAGUCCCUUUUCAAAACCAAAGCCAAGAGCAAAGUUCUGUGAUCCCAGAAUUCAGGAGGCAAAGGCAGACUCAUCUUUGAGUUUGAGGCCAAGGUGGUCUACGUACUGAUUUUCAUGUCAGACAGCAUUACAUAGUGAGACCCUGUCUCCAAGAAACAAAACAAAGAAAACCCCAAACAAAACCACCCUUACACUCUAGUGCUGUUCAUUUCUGGGCUGAUGGGAUCCCUCCCAGGGCCGAUGAUGAUCCCAGGCUACCAACUUAAUUUCUCCAAACUUGAGAGAGAUGCACAGUUAGGUCUGAGGAGCAGGUAGCAUUGGCUCUGGCAAACCACUGGUGCGUCAUAUGUCUAUGAAAACACGCUAAGAGCCCGUGUGCGCCUGUCAGCUCCUCUCAGUCCUCAUCCUUUACAGAGGACAUCUUUGGGCACUCUGAGCUGUUCCUUAUCUGGCGCUCCUCUCCUGUAGCUGUCUCUUUCAAGGUGAAGUUACUCAUGCUUCUCGUUCCCCGCAGCAGCCCCAGCUAGCUGACUUCAUGUGAAAGAUGGCCAAUGCAGAAGUGAGCGUCCCAGUGGGAGAUGUGGUUGUGGUACCCACUGAAGGAAAUGAAGGGGAGAACCCGGAAGACACUAAAACUCAAGUGAUCUUGCAGUUACAGCCUGUGCAACAAGGGAUUUAUGAAGCUGGGUCGGAGAAUAGCGCAGCAGUUGUAGCCGUAGAGACCCACUCAAUACACAAAAUCGAGGAAGGAAUUGAUGCAAGCAGUAUAGAAGGGAACGAGGACAUGGAGAUCGCUUACCCUAUAACCUGUGGGGAGAGUAAAGCUGUCCUCCUCUGGAAGAAGUUCGUGUGUCCAGGAAUAAACGUGAAGUGUGUCAAGUUUAAUGACCAGCUGAUCAGUCCCAAGCACUUCGUUCACCUGGCUGGCAAGUCCACCCUGAAGGACUGGAAGAGAGCCAUCCGUCUAGGCGGCAUCAUGCUCAGGAAGAUGAUGGACUCUGGACAGAUCGAUUUUUACCAGCAUGACAAAGUUUGCUCCAAUACCUGCAGGAGCACCAAAUUUGACCUCCUGAUCAGCAGUGCGAGGGCUCCAGUGCCAGGACAGCAGACAAGUGUGGUGCAGACCCCCACCUCGGCCGAUGGGAACAUCACACAGAUCGCCAUCUCAGAGGAGAGCAUGGAAGAGGCAGGGCUGGAGUGGAACUCAGCUCUCACCGCCGCUGUCACCAUGGCCACAGAGGAGGGUAUAAAGAAAGAGUCUGAAGAGAUUUCAGAGGACACUUUGAUGUUCUGGAAGGGGAUAGCUGAUGUAGGGUUGAUGGAGGAGGUCGUCUGCAACAUCCAGAAGGAGAUGGAAGAGCUGCUCAGGGGCGUUCAGCAGCGGCUCAUUCAGGCCCCUUUCCAGGUCACAGAUGCUGCUGUUCUAAACAAUGUGGCGAACACAUUUGGCCUAAUGGACGCGGUCAAGAGAGUUUUGGACAACAGACGGAAGCAAGUGGAGCAGGGCGAGGAGCAGUUUCUCUACACCCUGGCAGACUUGGAACGGCAGUUGGAGGAGCAAAAAAAGCAAGCCCAAGAUCCCAGACUGAAAUCCCAGACAGUUCAAAAUGUGGUACUGAUGCCCGUGAGCACCCCAAAGCCUCCAAAAAGACCCCGGCUCCAGCGGCCAGCCUCCACCACCGUCCUGAGCCCUUCUCCCGUCCAGCAGCCUCAGUUUACUGUCAUCUCUCCCAUCACCAUUACUCCUGUGGGCCAGUCCUUCUCCAUGGGCAACAUCCCAGUGGCUACCCUCAGCCAGGGCUCCAGUCCUGUGACUGUCCACACACUGCCUUCUGGCCCUCAGCUCUUCCGCUAUGCCACGGUGGUUUCCUCUGCCAAGAGCAACUCACCAGACACAGUGACCAUCCACCCUUCCUCAAGUUUGGCACUGCUAAGCUCCACCUCUAUGCAGGAUGGGAGUUCCCUGGGCAACAUGGCCACCAUGGUGAGCCCCAUGGAGCUGGUGGCCAUGGAGUCCGGCCUGACGUCAGCAAUCCAGGCUGUUGAAAGCACCUCUGAGGAUGGGCAGACCAUCAUUGAAAUCGACCCUGCCCCAGACUCCGAGGCUGACGACACUGAGGGCAAAGCAGUCAUCUUGGAGACAGGGCUGAGGACUGAGGAGAAAGUGGUAGCCGAAAUGGAAGAACACCAGCAUCAGGUCCACAAUGUGGAGAUUGUGGUCUUGGAGGACUGAUUGGGGACAGGGCCAAGAGCUGUGUUUUGGUUUGGAAUUUUAAUUAUGUUUAUUUUUAUCAUUGUCCCGCUCAUUUCCACAUAGAACUUUUUUUAAAAAAAAAACAAAAACAAACAAAAAAAAACCAAACUACAAAAUCUCGUUGUAACUGCAAAUGUUGGGUUCCUCCUACUUCCUCAUUGACAACUGGACAGAACAAGCUGCCUUUCCAGAAGUUAGAAACAGGGCACCCAGGGUCUGAACCAUCUUUCCCCAAGGAAGGUAAUUGCUUUUAGGGGAAGUGUCAAAAUAUCCAGGAAUCCUUUCCAGAAUAGUCUGUCUGUGUAUACACGCAUGGUCUCACUCUUGUAAAGACGCAUUGACCAGACCCUGGAACACAGAUCUGACUCCAGAAGAUGACCAGCUCUGCUGUGGAUACAGAAGCACGCUUGCCUCUGUGUCCUGGAUAUGAUGGCCUCAGAUGCUGGUGUGCAAAACUGAAAGAACAGGAGGUUGGCUCUGCUUAGGGUGGAAAGUAGUGUGAUCAGCAGCUCAUAGGGGGAGCCCUUUGACAGGGAGGGGCCGAGGAAUGGUCUUCCAGAGGUGCAUCUGAUGCCCCUUGCGCUCUCUGAGGGUUGGGUACCAUUUUCAAUUUCAGAAGAGGACAGAGAUUAUAGAAAGACACAAAGCAAUCAAAAGAUUGUCACAGCUGUGCUUUUGGGAUAGCUCACCUUGCCCCCAGCCUUGUCAAAGCCCUCACCCUCCUCGCCCAGGACUAUCAGUCCAUUCCUUUGCAGACUGUGAUGUGGUAUAAAUUGUUCUAAUUCUUGGACUGUGGCUGUCAUGGAGGUGGGGCUCCAAGGCCAUCAUUUUUCGUUUCUUGACUCCAGGAAUGGCAGAGUCCCUCGUGCAGACCAGCUGCUAUUUUUGGUGGAGCCCUGCACGUAAGCAUGCAAGUGUGUGUGUGUGUGUGUGUAUGUGUGUGUGUGUGUGUGUGUGUGUGUGUGUGUACAUGUUUCGGGUUUGGAACCAAAAGCAGUCAUUUCCCUGGUGCUUCCUUUUCUUUUCCUUCCGUCUGCUGGACCCCAUGCUCAGUAGCUUUUUGGCAGACAGCAGUGACAGGUGCCUGCCUGCCUUCAUUCUCUUUGCCAUUCUCCUCUUCUGAUACCACAGAUGUUUCUGUGAGAUACCGAACUCAUAAAAUGGCUUAGGCUUGGCAGGGACAACUGGUAACACCUUUCCUGAGGUGUGGACUAGAUGGCUCCUGAGUGAGCUGCACUUUCUGGGAAAGGGACAUUGUAUUUGACAUUGUAAGAAGUAUGACAGGAGUGUCAGUAACGUCCAGGCGUGGGGCUUCUUCCUAAAUGCUGUUUGUACAUUCGGUACUACUAGGUCACUCUUUCUGCUGUGAUCCCAUGUCGUUGAUUCUCUUCAGCGUUUGGGGGAGAGUAAGCAGUUUCUGGUUUCUUUAAUUAUAUUGUUUACUAUGUUAGGGAAAAUAUAGAGACUCUCGAGGUGACUUUAUAGGUCAAAAAAGCAUACAGCUUAGGAGCUGGAGGAUUUAUUAUUAUUAUUAAAAGUAAAAUUUUGGCUUUUGUUUAAAAAAAAAAAAUAGAGAAGGAUGCCUGUCUAAAUCUGUCUUCCUGCCUGCAGGUUUUGAAAACCCUGUAAGCAACCAAAAGUUGCACCUUCCAUCUCUUAGACGGCCAUGUGUCACCAGGGAAGCAAGCCCUCAGGGAUCACUCUGAAGACCCUGAAGAGUGCGGCUUCUGAACUCUAUUCAGAUUUGUUUCAGCUUUAAAACUGGACUUUUCUUUUCAGACUCUUUAGUUAGGCUGGGGACAGAACUGAAUUGGUAAAGUGGUCACCUAGCGUUCAUGAAACCCUGGGCUCAGUCUCCAGCCAGAAGUAAACUGGGCAUGGGGCCACAUAUCUGAUCCUAACACUUGGGAAAUAGAGACGGGAGACUUAGAAAUUCAAGGUCAUACAUACCAAGUUCAAGACCAACCUGGGAUAUAUGAAAUAGUGUCUCAAAAAAUUUUUGUUUAGGACAAGCUUUUGGUGAAAGAAGGAAUUUAUUCCUGCCUUCCUUACACUUUGUUAAUACAUAGGAAUUUUUAUUACAUUUAUUUAUCUGUGUGUGUGUGUGUGUGUGUGUGUGUGUGUGUGUGUGUGAUGGUGAGCUUGCUACGGUAUGUAUGUGAAGAUCAGAGAACAACCUGCAGGAGUCUGUUCUCGCCUUCCACCAUGUGGGUCCUGGGAAUUGAACUCAGGUUGCCAGGCUUGGUGGUAAGCACCCUCAUCCAUUGAGCCAUCUUGCCUGCUCUAAAAGUUUCGGUCUUCAGACCAAAACUGUUACUUGAACCUAGAAAGCCACAUCGCAUCCCUGUUGUGUCCUUUAGGUCAUUUCUCUUUUCCAGAGAUGGGCAGACCAAUUCAGGACACGGGAGGCACCCUAGAGAAUAGAGGCAGGCUCCUUCAGGUCCUGCCUUUUUGCUCUUCACAGCUGUUGUGUCAUUAAAGGUUGUGUGAGCAGCAUGCUUCCAAAGUCAGAUUUCCUUCUUGAGACAGAGCCUGUUUACUUAAAACAGAUUACAUGAGCUUUGCUGUUUUCCUGGUCUUCCAAUUGCUGUCAUUGCUAGCUGCAGUGGUACUUGGAGAGAUGAGAUCUCUCACAGACCUGGUCUAGAUUAUUUUAGGUGGGGUGAUACACAUGCAAGCUUCUGAUGUGUGAAUAGGCAGUUGCAAUGAAAUUACUCCUCAGGCUGACUUGAUGGUAGCUAUCUUUUCUCUAGCCAUUCAUUAAAUAAACAUUUGUAAGUACUGUCUA